This is a messenger RNA of Amphimedon queenslandica, 740 nucleotides long. RefSeq lists its product as uncharacterized. NCBI's taxonomy places the organism in Eukaryota, Metazoa, Porifera, Demospongiae, Haplosclerida, Niphatidae. Bases 165 to 740 code for a protein of 191 amino acids. The record is from RefSeq and is a predicted model, not a curated record. The transcript has 4 exons.
GUCAUCCUGUUGAAUUAGGUGCUAAAAGUGUGGCUGAGUUCUCUUUCAAUUCUGGAAUAAACUCUCGUUUUUAUGUUGCUCCUUUCUCUCGUUUUAGUCGAUGUAACAAGUGUCUAGCAGCUCUCUUCUCUUGGCUACCAUGGCGAUUCAGGUCACCCGGAGUGAUGACAGAUUUGGAUUUCAUGUUGCUCAAACUAUAUCGUACUAAUGCUGGACUAGGAUCAGUCUUUAAAGAGAUACAGGUUGAGCUUGAACUAAAGAGACUAAAAGAGAGGGAACAAGAGACACUGACACUGCAUAGAAAUAAAAUUGAUAAUGUGAAUGACAAAGAGGGUGAACUGUUUUGGACAUUCUCUAUCAAAGACAACAAGACCCCAUACCAAUCAUUUAAAACAAUUGACAGAUCAACUAGCAUUGAGGUGCCAGGCUCAGUGAGAGGUGCAAUAUUAGGACUCUCUGCAUAUUCUCCUACUAAUAAAGGAGCUUUGUGUAUCAGUUUUGGCAGUGAAUCUGGUAUUGGGGAAGCAUUGUCACACGUCUUUGAUCGAGUUGGUUUUGUAAAAUUUACGCGUUACAAUAAAAAAUUAGAUGAAGAUGUAUCAGGAGCUGACAAAACACAAAAGAUCAUUGAUUUGCAAAUUUAUGUUUCUGCAUAUGUAAGCGUGACUCUACCAUCAAACAUUCUGUCAUUGAGCAUCAACCAUAAUAUUGAGGUAAAUAUUGUCAACACUUCAUGCUAA